Amoebophrya sp. A25 is the source of this 8821-nucleotide messenger RNA. NCBI's taxonomy places the organism in Eukaryota, Dinophyceae, Syndiniales, Amoebophryaceae. The record is from the annotation of a GenBank genome assembly.
ACCUAGGUCACGCAAGCAAUGUUGAACACAACAUCAAAUUAUCCGCUCUUCUUAUCCGGAAAUAACAAUUUUUUUAUCCACCUCACGAACACGACAGUCCUCCUCUAUUGAGAUUUGUUCUUUUUGCCUACUACAGUAGUACCAAAUUUGUUUUAUUGUUCCUACUUCCUACUCAUUCACGACUUUCUUGACAAUUAUAGUUCUCAAGAUUUUUCACCAACAUAAAAUUCUCUCGCCCCAACGUGGUGCAUUUUUCGAUAUUUGUUGUUCCGCAAUCUGCCCCUCCGCGCAGAAGAACCACACCAAGACCAAGGUGAGCAACUUUUCGAGCACCUCUACAACGAAGAGAAGAAAGAUCAUGCCAGCUUCAGGCAAAGCCAUGGAGGUGUCGACGUCGCUCGACGGAGCACAUCAAGACGCACAUGCACAUCAAGACGUAGCACAACAGGAUGGUGCGAAAAAAGGCUCAGCCCGUCGAGACCUGCUGGUCAACUUGCAGAAAAAAGCGCAGUUAAGACCACUCAGUUGUAUAUUUAUUUUCAUCAUAUGACGAAGUACAACUACUACAUGGUCCUCCCUGUAACAAACAGUAGACUAUCAUGAUCACUACUUUCAUCAUCAUUUGGUUGUACUUGUAGGUACAACUACGAACUGAAAGUAGUUCGAUUGAAGAUCAAAGAAAAAUAGCCGCUCAACAUGAUUCUAGUCGAAUCUUCCAGUUAGAAGUAGUAGAUGAAGUAUAUAAUUUGUUCUGCUUCUCUCUUUCUGUUUCUCCGCCACUUUGGAACAUUCUAACAACCCAACAAUGGCUAGAGGAUGCUGCCUUCGAGAUCGAUGCGCCAAGACAAGGAGCUGUGUCCGCUGAAGGUCAAGUGAAGAACAGCCGCCAAAAGAACAAGUGGCUCGUCACCUUCCCAUACCCAUACAUGAAUUUAUGCCACAUAUCUUGACUCGGAUACCUUCCCAUACCCAUACAUGAAUUUAUGCCACGAGCAGGGCCUUGAUGUUGAUGUUUAGAUCAAUAUUUUUACACAUGAUGUAAAAAUCGAGAACAAGCCGCCUCUAUUCCACCAGCCUCCUCUCGUCCUCCACCCUUCUUCCUCUACUCCACCAGCCUCCUCUCGUCAUCCACCCUUCUUUCUCUAAUCUCUGGUCGUCUGCAUCUUGGGCAUGGUUUUUCUCUGACGAAAGCUGAAUUUUCCGCGAGAUUUCGCAUGCUGGAGGGACGCAGAGUUCUCUUCCCGUUUGGCUUUCACUGCACUGGCAUGCCAAUCUGCGCCGCGGCGCAUAAACUUGAGAAGGUACUAUUUCUAUAGGGGUGUAGUACGUACUUAUGCUGAUUUCUAUUUAAAAUGUUAGUGUAGAAGUAGUAGUCGAAGAUGUACUUGGCCGAAGAUGUACUAGAGGUUUUUUUAGUGUAGUAUGUACUUCUCGUAGAAGUAUUUGUUGGGCGUGUUGUAGAAGUCUUCUGUAGUUUUGGUUUUCUGGUUUAUAAUAGUACUUCUCCAAUAUCCAACAAUUGUCAGCAACUUGCGGAGGCAGCUCGUGAGGAUGACGAAGAGGAAGAGGUACCCGCGACGGCAGCAGCCGGUGAAGAUUAUGCCUUGAUACAAUUCACUUCUUCUUGGGACUUUUGCUUCUUCUUGGUCUCGAAGGAUAAAGCAAGACUUCUUGUUCUUACAAUCGAGGAUAAUGCAAGAUGAUAGGAGAAGAAGAACGUAACACAAGUCUCGAAAAAAUUUACAAUCGUUCAGGAGAAAUGAACCAAGAACUGAAGAAGUAGGAGAAAUGAACCAAGAACCGAAGAAGUGAACUGUAGAAUGUUGAACAGUCUAAGAGGAGACGUCAGCAGCGGAUCGGGCUGCGGCAGGUAAUUUCAAGACCCAAAAGUCCAAGGCAGUCGCUAAGGGCGGUGGCAAGCCAGUAGCUGAAAUCCUUAAAGCGUGCGGUGUAGCAGAUGCGUUGAUUCCGAACUUUAUUGGUACUUACUACUACAGACUUGUUAUAAAUUGAUGUUAUCGAAUAAUUUUUACAGAAUUUUUAGAGUUACUGUUAGAUUUUCUAGUAGUGUUAGUGUUAGAGUUAGUAUUAGUUUUAGUGUAACAGUUAGAGUUAGUCAGAGUUAGAGUCAAUAUCAGACGAGUACUACUGCUUCAGCUACUAGUUUGCUUCACGACCUGAACGCUGAACGCCUAGUAAGUCACGCCCAGCGCCUAGUAGGGCACGUCAAUGUCCUCGAAUACUUUCGAAAAUUUCCAAAAAGCAAGACCACCAUAACUAUCAACUUCAGAUCCCAAGUACUGGUUGGAGUAUUUUCCUCCUUUUGGUAUUAGCGACCUGCAGCAAUUCGGUCUCACGACUGAUUGGCGUCGAUCCUUUAUCACAACCGAUGCCAAUCCCUACUACGACGCGUUCAUCCGAUGGCAGUUCAACUUAUGGGAAAAAGAGAGUUGCAAAGAUGAUUGAAAUAAUGUAGUCGUCGUAGAACUAAGACGAGUUAUUCGAAAACUCAAAAUAACCGAGUUACUAACUGAAAUAAGGGAGGCAGCUUAACAUCAAGGCUACCCUUCCUUCUCGUCAGUAUCUCGGUUAUUCAGAUCAGUUACUUGCUUAUUUCAGUUUUUCGAGUACUUAAUUCUGUUUGAUAACGCUGGAAGUAGAAGUACUUUUUUGGGGAUGUUUGCAUAAUUAGCUAGUUGUUCUCCAAAGCUCUUCUUGCGCGCCUCCCUGCUUCGAUGGUGAUCGCACACCGUCGCAACAGAGCCACAUUGAUAGUACUCUUUCUGCACAACUCAUAAGAACGACGUUUUCUUUACUCAUUUCACUAUCAACAUCUAUGAUCUCCCUCUCUCUCCCUCUCUAUCUCACCAGUCCGUCUCCCCCUCGUCUCAGCCCCUCCCAGCCCCUCUUGCUCUAAUCCUUAUCCUCAAGAAGGAGAACUAUAUUCAGUUCGGCACGAGAGCUUCCAUCUUUGAUCCGGUGUCAGACCAACCCUGUGCGGACCACGAUCGAGCCUCGGGAGAAGGCGUGGGGCCACAGGAGUACGUGUUGAUCAAAAUGCAAGUGUUGGACGUUCCGGCAGCAUGGACCAAUGCCGUAGACAGUGUUGUAUCGAAUGCGGAGGUGAAAAGCAAGCUCAAGUUCUACCUCGUGGCAGCGACUCUUAAGGCAGCAAACACUAGAAGUAAGUAGUUGAAGAAGUAGAAAUAGAGCAGCUUUAGUUUUUACUUCAUCUUGUAGUAGAAGUAGAACAAUUACAGAAAAUACAUAUUAGAAAUCGAAUACAUAGAUACGUCUCGGUCUCUUGUUGUCGCACUAUUCAGAACAAAGGUAGUCUCAUCUUUCUUUUGUUAGCUGCAAACGAGGACUACAACUCGCUGCAAGCUUCGGCACAAGAUCAUCAAGAAUAUCGUCUCUCCCAGAACUAUUAGUGAAGUACAAAUACCCUUAAGGCAUAACUUUUUCUAAUCCUCUCCGUGCCGAAACGAUGUGUGGGCAGACCAAUUGCUUCGUGCUUCCAGAGGGCGAAUACUCUCUGAUCCAGGCGAAGAAUAAUGAGGUUUUCGUCUGCGGCGAGCGCGCGGCGCGAAACAUGGUGUACCAAGAAACCGCAGAAGUAGCCGCUUUUGACUCCGCGUUUGUCAAGACCGCCAUGGGAUCGCCUUCUUCCAACCCGAAAGCCAAAGCCUUGAUCGAAUCCAUCCACGCAGACGAGUCGCUGUCUCUCUACAAGCAGAAGCCUUUGACGUACACCAAGGUUUUGGGCAAGUCCAUGUUCGGGCUGAAAGUGAAAGCUCCGCUGACCCCGUACCCAUAUGUGCAUGUUCUGCCUCUGUUCAGCAUUUUGAUGAACAAGGGGACGGGCGUUGUCACUUCUGUGCCAGCUGAUGCGCCGGAUGACUUCGCGGCAUUGAACGACUGGCAAACAAAGCCGAAACUCCGGGACCAGUGGGGAAUCCAAGAGGAAUGGGUUAAGUUAUGAAAAUGAAAGGAAAGAAGAAAUAGAUAUCUUCCAACAACAACCUCUUGCCAGGCACAUCAAUCAAUCAAUCAAUCAAUCAAUCAAUCAAGGGACAAGCACAAGGAUCGAUAGGGAUAAGCAUGAUAAGGAUUAUUUUCGUCACUUCGUUGAUGGAGAUCAUGUAGAGCUACAUCGUCGAUCACCUCGCUCAUCUGAUAUUGAACGUCACAAUGUCAAGAUAAGUAGAUUAUUACCAUCCGCAUCCCUUUUAAACCACCUAAAUCAUCUUCUAGUACUAAAUUUAGCGUGAGAUGACGGACCUAGGUACUCGAAAAAUCAAAGAAUAUGUGUAUCUCCACAUCAGAAGGAACACUCCCUCUCCCAACCUGAAAAUGAAAAAUACGUCCCCUCGUCUUGCUCUUCUAACAUUCGAGUUCAAGGUUGUGAACGUGAUCAACACUCCGGAAUAUGGCGAUGCCUGCGCGCCAGUGCUUUGCGCACAGUACAAGGUGGAGUCACAAAAGGACAAGGACAAAUUGAAGCUGUGCAAGGAAGAGGCGUACAAAAAGGGUUUCUACAGCGGAAAAAUGAUCGCUGGACCCUUCGUCGGCGUGCCUGUUGCAGAUGCGAAGAAGAAAACCGCAGAAAUGCUGAUUUCUCAGAAUGAGGCCUUGAAGUACUAUGAGCCUGAGAAGGAGGUGAUGGCACGAACCGGCGUAGAAUGUAUCGUAGCGUUCUGUGAUCAAUGGUACAUCGACUACGCCAAUGAGGAAUGGACGAAAUCCGUACGCGAAUACGUCGGAAACGAAGGAGAGUUUGAAUGUACUUCUACUUCUACUGUAGAUGUAGUUUUUGCUCUUCGAGUCUUGUUGUGACUAAUUUUGGUGUAGAGUAAUAGUUACUUAUAGAUGACCCAUAAUAUUCAACAUGUCGCAAUUCGUCCUCUCGAAACCAUCUUGAUCUUGAUUUUUCCACCCAAUACGACAACGAUCCACGACCUCCUCCUUGUCUUACAAAGAGAAAAAUAAUAGAAAAAGAAGUACUUCUCUAUCUAAAUCUUCAUAGCCUACGGUGAGGGUACUCGUAACGGUUUGUUGCGUACUAUCGACUGGAUGAAAGAGUGGGCUUGCUCCAGAACCUUCGGUCUGGGCACGAAGUUGCCUUGGGAUCCGAAGUGGCUCAUCGAGUCCUUGUCCGACUCGACAAUCUACAUGGCUUACUACAGCAUCUCUCACUUGCUGCAAGGUGGUCUGUUGAACGGCAUCAAGCCGAACCAUGGUGGUGCUCCUGGAACUGACGACUUCAUUCCUCCAGGCCCAUUGCGUAUUCGUCCAGAGCAGCUGACUGAUGGAGUUUUUGAUUAAGGCAGUAGCAGCUAUAGCUAGUACGGGUAGCUUAGUUUUAUUAGAACUUAUCGAGAUUCAUAUAGAUAAAGAUUUAUCUUCUUACAAAUAUAUAUUUUCUGAAGAUUUAUCUUUCAGCAUCUUCAGCAGGAGAAGCACAAGCAGAAGCAUCGUUUUGUGCGAGAAGCCUUUUACUCAUAUUCAUCUCUAUGUAUUAGAAAACGGAUCUCGUUGGUUGACCUAAGCAAUGGCAUUCUUGAACAUUGCCUGUCUAAUCUGCCUACGUCUUCGACCGCAGUGACGACAUUCCCGCAGACUGCACUCUUUCGCAGGCAGUGUUGACCGAGUUGCGGAACGAAUUCCAAUUCUGGUACCCGGUGGACAUCAGAUGUAGCGGCAAGGACUUGAUCCAGAACCACUUGACGAUGUCCCUCUUCAAUCAUGCGGCUAUUUGGAAAAGUACUUUGUUUUUCUGUUUGUAGUUCAGCUAUGUAUGGUAGGUUCCAAAUCGAUCCAAGAAUGCGUUUUCCGCUAUUUAGAAACGUAUUUGAAAACUCUUGAUUUUUGAUUUUAUGGCAAGUACAUCGCGAUGGGCAUCCAGAGCCUUCCCCUUCUGUAGACAAUUCCCCUACAGGAGCCCUUACCCAACACCCUUCUAUUGGGACCCAACAUCCUCAUCCUUCAGACAAGCCCCAAUACUGGCCGAAGAGUUUCUAUGCCAACGGACAUAUCCUAGUGGACAACGAGAAGAUGUCGAAGAAUAAGGGCAAUUUUAUGACUAUGCAAGAAGCCUGCGAAACGUACAGUGCGGAUGUGGUGCGUCUAGCCUGCGCGGAUGCUGGGGACACUCUGGAGGACGCGAAUUAUUCGACAGAGAUCAGCAAUCAGAGCAUUCUGCGAAUGACGUCGCUGCUGUCUUGGGUAAUUUCUUCGCAUUGAUUGUCAGACAGUCUAGUUUUGAAAUUUGCGUUUUUAUUCUCCAUCCACAGGCCAACGACGUGAACUCUCCCCUAGUUUUGAAAUUUGCGUUUUUAUUCUCCAUCCACAGGCCAACGACGUGAACUCUCCCCAAAGUUUUGAAAUUUGCGUUUUCAUUCUCCAUCCACAGGCCAACGACGUGAACUCUUCUUCAAGGAGCUUCUCGACAUCAACUACUUUCCUUGUCGUUUAGUUGUCAGUUACUACCAGAACUAGGUUACUAGUUAAGAUAUUUGAGUUCAGCACUUUCCCUUCCUUGUUUUUACUUACUGUUUGAGUAGUUAAUACUUACUAGAUUUAAAAUAGUAGCCCCAGGAUACAAAAAAAAAAGGAAUUUUUUCUGAAAUCUCCAAAUUGCGUUUUCAUUCCCCAUCCACAGGCCAACGACGUAACCGCGAAGAUCGCAAAGCAGGGCGGUACGGGCAACGCCCGACCCAAGGAGUUCAUGGAUCUUGUUUUCGAGAACGAGUUGAUCGACUUGAUCAACAAGACUUUCAAGGCGUACGAGACAUGCCAGUAUAAGGAUGCCCUUAAGUGGUGCUGGUACGAGAUGGAAAACUUGAGAAAGACGUACUGCGACAGAGUGGGAACAGAUGACUGGCAUCCGGAAUGUACUUUUUUUUGUGUAGUUUGUUUUUCUCGAAAUUAUAGAUCUAAAACUUGUUUGAUGUGUUACAACUAGGAGUACGCUAACAACUUCCAUUUUAUCGCAUCAAACAGACGAAGUCAAAACUCCAAGAAAUCCCAUCAGUCAGACCAUCCCUUUGAUGUCAACCAACUUGUCCAAUCUCAAAACAGCCAUCCUCCGUUUCCUGGAAGUUCAAGCCUUGACCCUCAGUCCCAUCUGUCCCCACUUUUGUGAGCAGUUGUGGCGCGAGGUGUUGAACCAGCGUGAGCCGCUGUGGAAGCAGAAGUGGCCAACGCCAAAGGUCGCCUUUGACAAGGUGUUGCAUCGGAAAUUCGAGGUCCUGGAGAAAGAUCUCCGAGAUCUCCGAAUGGCGAAGGUGAACUUUGUCAACGAAAAAAAGAAGUUAUGGCAGAGGAAGGGGAACAUCAUUUUUGAUUUGAUUAUAAGUAGUUACCUCUGGUCUGUUCUCUUUUUAUAUCUUCCUCUGGUUUGUCUUUUUUCUAGUUAGGUCGGCUCCACCACAAUUAUAAGUAGUUACCCUUUAUUUCUCUUUCCUAUCUUCUCACCAGUUACCCUUUAUUUGAUUAUACUUAAGCAGUAGCAGUUACGCUUACCCUUUUCUUAUAUAUAAGUAGAAGUAACCUCACCCUUUUCUCAGUACAGUUCUAAUCUGGAGAAACAAGGCUUUUGUCUUCGAAGAAGUGGUCAAGUCAGCUGUUGUCUACGUUGCAGUCGAAUACAAGGAGUGGCAGAAGGCGAUUCUUAGUUACUGCCAGACGGUGCCGUUGAAUGCUGAUCAGACAGCACCAGCCGACCCAAAGAACUGGAUCACCGGUUUGAGAAGUGCUGACACCUGGGCGAACUUUUCGAAGUUAUGGUCGUGGACUGGUGGGAGAUUAUAUUAAAUAGAUUUCAAGAAUGAAAAUGAAAUCAACAACAUAUUGGUGGAAAUACUAAGUCAAAAAGUAGUCUUCAAGACUCAAGAGCUGCAUCUCCACAUCCUUCAAAAUACGGAUCACUUUUUAGAGCAGUUCGAGUUCACAACAUCAAGCAACUGGUACAAGGAGUUCAUAAUCAGGAUCAGAUGUGCUAAGUAACUUCCUUCCUCUAAUCCCCGAAGAGCAGAAGAAGGCGAUGCCUUUCGCGAGUUUUAUGAUGAAAGACGAGAUGAGCAUUCGCGGACCCAGCGCUUUGGAGCUGACCUUGCCCUUCAAUGAGAGAGAAAUGUUGGAGGAGCGAGUGGGCUUGAUCAAGAAGCAAUUGGGCAUUGAGAACGUUUUCUUCCGUCUCGCGACUGAGGGAAAGCACGAGCAAGAUACCUCGGACAAGAUCAACCUGGCACAGCCGGCAAAGCCAAGUGCUGUUUUCUUGGAAGCAGCGUAAGAAGUGAUGGGCCGCAGUGGUGGAUAACUUACAACUCCUUUUGUACUACCAAUUCAUGUUGUAAAAAAAUCGAGGUGGUCGUUGUUUCACAGCAGGUAUGAGUAAUAAAUCAUUAUAAUGUGACUGUGAGGAGGUUGUUCUUGUAUUUUUCCACUUCCUCGUCAAGUAGAUGUUCGAAACGCAUUAAGAACUUACUAUCAUUCAUCAAUAUUAUGGAAAACUUAUUUGCAUUCAAGACCACGCUUUACGCAGCACUGAGUCCUUUUCAUUUGAGAAUAUAGAAGCACAUGAUUGUACGGAUGAAGAAUUAUCUGCACCCAAGAUGUCUUCAUCAGAAUAAUGAACUCCUGAUGAUCUACCCCAAAAAUUACGACAUCAUGAUCGUGAUGAUUCUUUCACACACUUUUCAUAGCGCAAAUAGAACGAGUGAGUUGAUGUUGUAGAUUUUCAAUUUACUCGACGUCGUCGACCACAUAUUAAUUGUUAAACGGAGAGCGAGAGACUUCUACAGAAAAUGCUCUUGGAUGU